Molecule: messenger RNA, 744 nt
Organism: Suillus subaureus
Lineage: Eukaryota; Fungi; Basidiomycota; Agaricomycetes; Boletales; Suillaceae
Exons: 1
Coding region: 1-744 (247 amino acids)
Source: RefSeq, a predicted model, not a curated record
AUGACAACUGAAGAACCAGAAGAUACCCAAGGCUCCAGAGCACCCAAUACUAGACCCAAACAUAAUGCUAACACCUUUUGCCCUUCCAACAGAUCCAUCCCCAACCUCAUAAAUGACCCAGCAACCCAAUCAUCUGUCAAAGACAAGAACACGGCGCACGCAGAACUUGAAAAGAAGCUCCUCUUGACCCCAGCAGCAGAAGUCAUGCUAGACUCCCUGACCACAGCUCUACUAGACUUCUCUGUCCAGGCCCACUCCCUAACCCCCAUGCACAUGGAUGUCCUCAGAGCCAUAGCCAUCCUCCUCUUCAAGACUGACCAUGACAGGAAAGCCAACAUUCUAGCCAACAGCAUCAAUGCCCUCUUUGAAGAACCCAUCAAUCGCCUCAAAAAGCUAGCUGGAGCCCACACCAAGAGGACUAACAAGAUUCCAGUCCUGCAACAAACGAUCAAGAGAGUAGAAGAAGCAGCAGACAGAGUCUACAGUAGCAUUGCAGACAUCAAGAAUGCAAUCAAAGUGAUAACACCAUCCAUCAACUCACUGCAAUCUCAAGUUGAAGACCUCAAUUCGAAAACCCUCUCCACCCUCACCCAACAGCUAGCAAUGACCUGGCCUUCAUACAACUCAAUCAUGGCAGCCCAUCUUCCACCCAUGGUAGACCAAGUGAUUGCCAGAGCAGCUAUCAGAGCAUGCCAAAUCCUGCUAGACCCCAAUCCAGGCGCCCAACUGUUUCCACCUACAUAA